ACUCCGUUUGAUGCCGGCUCCUCAUCUUCUGUUGAGAUACUCCAGACAAAUUUCAACCGAAAUUUCGUUCCGAUACUACUAGGCCGGGGAUCUACCUGGGGAGGAGCAAUAUUCUUUGGAUCAGAAGUUGCGUUCAGCAUGGACAGAUUUGUUCCCCAGUUUGAUCAGAACUUAGGACCACCAACAGGAAACGAACAGGGCUCCGGUUCUGAAGUAGUAAGCCCACUGGGUGGAGAUUUACCCCUCAGGCCCAAUGGGAAGCUCAUUUGCAGUUUGGCAGACACGACAUUUUCUGGGAACAGUGCAGAAAACGGAGGUGGCGUUGCAUGCUCACGCGUUAAUAUCCUAUCUCUCGAUUCUGUCAUAUUCACCCAGAAUAAGGGCGCAAGUGGUGGUGGACUGUACAUAGACUCGGAUGGGGACCCAGAACCGCAGAGAUUUCUCUUCCCUGUCCAUUACGUCUAUGGAAGUAACGUUGCGUUCAGCGGCAAUUCCGCCUUUCGCAGUGGAGGAGCCAUUUUUCUGCGCGUGAGCGCAACGGCUGCAAGCUUAAGCAGACUCGGAAUUUCGCCAAUCGGUGUGUCAAUCACCAAUGCAAAUGGCACGAACAACAACGAGGACGACGUGUUCCUUGAGGACAGCACAUUUAGCUCGAACGGAGAUGCGGCCACUGGCGGGGCUUGGCAUGUGGAGAGGGGGAGAGCAGGGUGCAGAAACUGUGACUUUGAGGGCAACAAUGCUACUAAAGGGGGUGGCGCCGUCUCCUUGACUGUAAAGUCCACAUUUCAUGGGCGAAAUGUGACGUUCAGCAACAAUAGUGCCAAUAGUGGCGGCGCUUUGAUGGCUGACGACGCAGUAGUGGACCUCGUGGAUGCACGAUUUCUGAGUAACACAGCCAAGGACCUUGGCGGCGCAGUGCAUGCUACCUCACCGCAGGAUACGCUCGUAGCUUUUGGGUUAUUGGCACGCAUACAGUCAUCUUUGUUUGCUGGAAACAGCGCCAGAGUUGGAGGUGGACUGUAUUUCUUCAUUGACAUCGAUCUGGAAGGCGAAGGUCAGACAGAAGACAAUUUCAUGGUCAUUGCGAGCAGCAAUUUUACAGACAACAAGGCGAAUGACACCGGAGGUGCCUUGUUCACCAAUGCACCUGAUUCUUUAGAUGUUCUUUGCAACUCUGACUUUGUUACAGAAAUAUCGGAAGGAAAUCCAGACCGAGGACUGAGACCUACCGUGGUCAGGGCAAACCGACAGCCAUCAAGAAGUGUCAACAAUCGUACUUCCCUGUGCAAAGAGACGUGGCUGGGUAACGAAGCAGCGAGAGCGGAUGGCAGAGACUUGGUGGCCACUGCAGCAAUAUUUGUGGAAGCAUGCAGAGAGGCUUCUGAAUCCUGUCCGUCUGGUGAUGAAGGACUUCACAUUGCCAACCACACCAGUGGCCUUGAAUUGGAGCCCAUCACUGUGGAGUUGAUCGAAGCAUCGGGGAGCCCGGCGUUUGGCCAGCCACCCAUGCUUCUGCGGAUCUCAAGUGAUGGAGGGGAUGCCGUUCUAAGGGGCAACACGCUCAGGGAUGUUGAGCCAACGAUGAAUAUAACAAACAUUCGACUGCAGGCCAGAGUGAACAAAACACACAGGCUUACCCUGUCAUUCGAGCCCGGGCUCUUGCCCAACGUCAGCGUCAGUGUGGAUGUACGGCGCUGCCUUGCAGGAGAGAUCCCCAUCGAUGGUGGUGAGAGAUGCGGGGAGUGUCCUGAUGGGCAGUACAGUUUUGAUCCAUCGGAAGAUUGCAUGCUGUGUCCAGACAGGGCAGUGUGUAGUCCAUCCACCAUCACCCCCGAGGAAAGCUAUUGGCACUCGACUUCAAAGUCGACCCAAGUGCAUCCUUGCAUUGUCCAGAAAGCUUGCAGAGACGAAAAGCGGCAGAGCGUUCUUCAAGAACGAGCAAGAGAGGUCCACUCCAAUGGAGCCCUGUUGGACUACGAAGACAAUGGACUAUAUCCGCUGUGCUUUCAGGGACAUGCAGGAAUACUAUGUGGUGCGUGCGACAAAGACCACGGAAAAGUCAGAUCUGGAGAAUGCAUUGAAUGCACCUCCGAGACAUGGAGCAUAUCAGCGACCAUUGGAAUAGCCAUUUGGAAACUUUUGGAGUCAGCAGUGGUCAUCGCCAGCGCUCGACCCAAAGAAAAUGACGGCAGUCAUAAGGGAGCUCCAAGGACAAGGUCCAAAUCAGGUGCCCAAGUGGAGUCGGCGCACAUGGAUGAUUCUGAGGAAAGAAUCGGGAGCACGAGGAGCCAUGUACCUGAUAUAAUGAAGGUGAUUCUCAAUUUUCUGCAAGUGACAGGAGUUGCCGUUUUCAUCAGCGCUGAUUGGAGCGCCUUCGUGCUGUGGAUGUUGGUGGCUUCAGAUACACUGGCUUCGGGAAGCGAGGGAUUCUUCUCUUUGGAGUGCGCGCUGCCGCUCGGUGGAUCCGUGAACAGAUCCGUUUCCAGCACAAUUCUCAAGCUUCUAUUCCCCUUCGCCGCCAUUCUCUUCUUCAUGUCGCUGUUCUCCAUCAAGGCGUGGUGGAAAACUCAAAGCAGGGAACACGUGCGGCGGAACUGGAGUGUCUCAGCUAUGGCGGUGCUCUACGUGUCAUACAUACAGAUGGCUCGAAAUGUGGUGAAGAUUUUGGAUUGCACAGAUGCGGACAGAGGCGAAAUAGGUGCCCCAGAGCACGCGGUCGCGCUUGCAAAAUACUGGACAGAAGACACUGACGUGGAAUGCUUCGAGGGCAGUCACCUGGGAAUCUUCCUGGGUUUGGCAGUACCACUUCUGUUCUUCGUCAUAGCUGGAAUGCCCCUGUUCCUUUUUCUGCUUGCAAAAUGGAGACAGGGAGGAGGCAGCGGCGAGGGCAAGCUCCUGGAGUCAUACGAUUUCCUCACGAAGUCAUACAAGGAAAAGUUCCAAUACUGGGAGGUAUUCGUGCUGCUUCGAAAGGCGAGCCUGGCGGUCAUCACAGUGUUCAGCUACUCGCUUGGACCCAAUUUGCAGGUGACUCUGGCACUCGUUGUCAUGUUCAUCUCCAUCUCUGGGCAACUACUCGUCAUGCCGUUUGUGACCGACAAGUUGAACUGGAUGGAGACGGCAUCCCUCGUAGGUUCAUCAGUUGCAUUCUUCGCUGGACUCGUAUUCAAUGACCCCAACACCUCAGAUGGAGGAGCAAUUGCUGUUUCCGUCUGUUUGAUACUUUCUUUUGUGGGCGUUCUCGCAUAUUUACUGUCUGAGCUGAUAAGGGAGCUGUGGAAGCUGCUGGUGAAAGCAGUUGAUCGGAUUGUGGAGAAGGACCGCAUCGCAGUCAGUAGCAGUGAUAGCACGAUGAAGAAGCUCACUUUGGUUGUCUCGUUCAAGCUGCAGGCUGCCUUUAAGCAGAUAUCUGGAUUGCCAGCAUGA
This is a messenger RNA of Ostreobium quekettii, 3426 nucleotides long. NCBI's taxonomy places the organism in Eukaryota, Viridiplantae, Chlorophyta, Ulvophyceae, Bryopsidales, Ostreobiaceae. The record is from the annotation of a GenBank genome assembly.